Molecule: messenger RNA, 17466 nt
Organism: Tachysurus vachellii
Lineage: Eukaryota; Metazoa; Chordata; Actinopteri; Siluriformes; Bagridae
Gene: pclob
Product: piccolo presynaptic cytomatrix protein b
Exons: 25
Coding region: 22-14970 (4982 amino acids)
Biological process (GO): protein localization to synapse; presynaptic active zone assembly
Cellular component (GO): glutamatergic synapse; axon; GABA-ergic synapse
Molecular function (GO): protein binding; metal ion binding; structural constituent of presynaptic active zone
Source: RefSeq, a predicted model, not a curated record
GGCAGUAGUAAAUCACAGUCUAUGCCAAAUAAACCUUCUGACACAAACACAGGGAAACGCUUUGGCUUUGGUGGUUUGACUGAGGCACCCUCACCACAAUCUGCCUCUUCUGUUUCUGGAAAGGUUUUAGGUUUUGGAUCUUCCAUCUUCAGCUCGGCUUCUAAUCUGAUCUCAUCAGCUGUUAAUGAUGAGCCCUCCAAGACACCACCAAGUUCUCGUAAGGGUUCCACAGUUUCCCAGACAGCUAUCAAAUCAGCCACAACACCCUCUUCCCGUAAAGGUUCAACAGUAUCCCAAGCUUCUCUUAAAACACCACCGACUUCUCGCAAGGGUUCAGCUGCUUCCCAGACCUCCUUAAAGACUUCUAUUGGAGACACUAAACCAUCUGAUUUAGAAAAGCAAGAUGAACAUGAAACAGAUGACAAGUCAAAGUACAAGCAAGAUGGAGCCUCUUCAGAUACUGCCAAACCACCUGAUUUAGAAAAACACAUUGACAAGACACCAGAUGACAAGUCAGAAAUCAAAUUAUCAGCUCCUUUACAAGCAGCCUCUAAAUUGGAACAGUCUAGUUGUCCUAUCUGCAAAGUGAAGCUAAAUGUGGCCACUGAAGAGCUGCCGAAUUUCAACACUUGCACUAAAUGUAACAACAAUAUAUGCAAUCAGUGUGGAUUUGAUCCCAUGCCAAAUCAGACAAAGGUAAAACAAUGGCUUUGCAUGAACUGCCAGAAGCAGAGCUCAGAAGGAGGAACAGAAACAACAGGAAGUUCCAUAUUAAAGGCUCAACCAACAUUGCCCAAAAAGGACCAACAGUCAGUAACUUCAGAGCACAAAUUAGCUGAAACAUUGACUGUCUGUGUAGAUGGAAAGACUUCAUCUAUCCCAGAAGCAGCAAAAAAAGAUAAUCAAAAGCCAAGCUUGAAUGAAAAGGUACCCCCUUCAAAUAAAGAGCUGUUUCAACAGAAGGCACAAGAAGUGAAAGAUGAAAAGUCAGAGAAGCAGAUGAAAAGAGGUCCUGAGUCACCAGCCAGAUCCAUUCCACCCCCACAGGCCGAGGUUCCAAAACAGCAAUCAAGCUUCUUUGGAUUUGGCAUCAGUACUGGUAAGUCUCAGCCUACAUCUUCUAAGUCCUCUGAAUCGACAACUGGGAAGCUUUUCGGAUUUGCUGCAUUGACUGAGACAGCCAGAUCACGAUCACCAUCACCACAAUCUAUGACUAAUGCAUCUGGAAAGUUUUUAGGAUUUGGAUCAACCAUGUUUAGUUCUGCCUCCAAUUUGAUUUCGUCAGCUCUUCAGGAUGAGUCAUCUCCACCAGCCUCUCGUAAAGGCUCUACAGUAUCCCAAUCAUCUACACCACCUACUUCUCGCAAAGGUUCUAUAGUUUCUACUGCAGAGCCUAAAGCUUCCAUUUCAAAGAAAUUAGAUGACAAACCAUUGGAAAAGAAGAUAGAAGAACCCAAUGUAACCAAAGACAAGUCACCUGUUAGUAAAAAGCAGGAAGCUAUGCCUGAGUCUGUGGAAGUGACCGUACUGCCUAAAUCUCCUUCCAAAGCAAGCCAACCAACCUGUCCACUUUGCAAGGUGGAGCUUAAUGUUGGAUCAAAAGAACAUCCCAACUACAAUACAUGCACAGAGUGUAAAGAUAUGGUGUGUAACCUCUGUGGAUUUAACCCCAUGCCUCAUAUUGCUGAGGGAGAGUGGCUAUGUUUGAACUGCCAGACUCAGAGAGCCCUAUCUGGUAACCUGGGAGACAUGGGACAAAUUGCUAGACCAUUAAGUACAUCUGUAACUGAAUCAGCAGCUUUACCCAACAAGCAAACAAGCAAAAUAUCAGAUGAUGUUCAGGGCAUUGAAACCCCUGAGUAUACUGUCCUUAAACCUACAGGUGAAGAAAAAAUAGCGGUUUCAAAUGUCCAGCCUGUGGAAUCUGUUGCUGCUGCCCCGGCUUCUAUACAGACUACAGAUAAUACAUCUAUUAAAGCUGCUGAUAAAACAGAUGAGUGGAAACCUGUACCUCAAGAAUCUACAGUAAGACAAGAGAAACUGACUACGGAAAUCGCUCAUACAGCUGAGAUGCUACAAAUACAAUCAGAAAUACCACCUACUGAAGCUGUCUUCACAACAAUUAAAUUAAAAAGUGAAAUUGUACAACAAAUGGUCAGUACAAAAGAUGAACCAACACAGGCUGUAGACUCUCCAAACAUAAUAAAGCCUCCUACUGUUGAAGCAUCAAUUGAAUUUAAGGAGACUUUGGAACUAACAUCUAUGGCAGCAAAACUUGAAGAAGAUUCUGCAUUUCAAGAUAAACUUAUUUAUAAUGAAGAUCCACUAAUUCAGUUAAAGAUUACUACACCCAGUGAACCAGAAAACAUAGCAGUAUCAGUAUCAGAGGCAGAGGAUAAAACAGAUAAAUUGGAAGUUAAUCAAAAAGACCCACAUGGAUAUAAUUUAUUUCCAGUUUCACCUGAAUCAUACAGUUCAUCUGAGGAAGAGCUUAAAGAGAUUCAGACAGCUAGUAAAUCUCUUUUUAAGGAAACUGCAGAAGAACUGGCUCAUAUUGAAGAAAGAGUAUGUACAAAGCAUUAUUCUGAUUCUGGAGAGGAAGAGUGCAUACAGACACAGAUAAAGCAAACAAGUGCCGAUAAGCAUUUGUCACCAACUCAUCAUCAACCUCUUAUCACAAAACAGAUCAGAGGAAACAUUAGUGAUGCAGAUAAUGAAGGUACUGACCAUGAAGCUGAAGGGACCAUAAAUGUGCUUGAAGAAAGUGUGGAUAGUUGUCACUUGUCUCAAGAACAAGAAGGCCAAGUAAUGGAGGCCAGUUCUGUCUAUAAAACAGUUCUCCUGAAUGAUAAUGAAAGAGAAGAAAUCACAGACCCUAACAGCACAAGCAUCAUUUCUGUACAACAAAAUGUUCCUGUUAGUCAGAUUUCAGAAGACGACAGUAUAGCUGAAGAUAUAUCCAAAGAUGGUGGAUCAUCCAGUAUGCAAGGAUCUCACAUCACAUCAGGAACAACAUCACCUACAUCACUGUCCUCACUUGGUGAAGAAAGUGAUAGCAGUCUGUGUCUCAAGAAGGAGAAUUUAGAGGGCAAGCAGCAACGGAAAGUUAAGCAUAGGCAAGGUCAACCCCUUCAAACUAUAGCAGACUCUUCUGAAGAUGAAGAGAUCCUGGAAGAAGGAGAAAUUUUAGAACAGGAAAUACAGACUGAAACUGACCAUAAGCAGUUCAAAAAGUCUUACAAAAAGUCCAAUAGAGAAAAAGACAAAUCGCUUGAUCAUCCACCAGUUAAUCACUCUGAGAUAGAGUGCAUAUAUCAAACUGAUGAAUUAUUGCCGGUUUCAGAAAUAAAAACAUAUGAGACAUUUUCUUACUCAAACAUUUCACCAAGUACAGAGUCAGAACAAGAAAACGUUGUUAGCCACCAUCUGUUACUAAUGGAUGCAAUGCAAGAUGUUGGUGAGAAACAGUUAAAGAGUGCAGAUGAGGCAUAUGAAGAAAUGAUGCAGAGAGCCCAAGAACUCAAGGCUAUGACAAAGAAAAUCACUCCACCUGACAUUGAGCCACUGUAUGGAGGCAUGCUGAUAGAGGACUAUGUUUACGAGUCACUAGUGGAAGAACCAGCACAGGCUAUAGCAAUUGAUGAUAAUACUACUCUAGAUGAGUAUUUGACAAAUGUGUCUGUUCCAGAAACAAAACGAAAGCUUAGAACACCAGAGGAGGCCUAUGAGGAGAUGCGUAAAAACAGAGACCUCAUGCUAAAAGGCCAAACAAUCGAAAAUACACAGGUAAAAAAAUCAGUUCCUUACAGAAAUACCACUGUAACUGACACUUGUUAUGUGAAUAUAUCAGAAAACUAUGAGUUUACACAAAACCAAGAUGAAAAUUGGCAGUGGUAUGCUGAAACAGCAAAUGAUGAGCUGCUGAACAGGGAAAAAGACAUUAUGACACCAGGAACAAGUCCUUCACAAUCAACCCCUCUAUCACCAGUAUCUCCUUUGUCUUUAUCUGAGCCUUUAUACGAUUCCGCUGAAGUAAUACAAAUUCCCUCAAGUGGGGAAGAGGAUAAUGACAAGAAUGAAUUUGCACCUGAACCUAUUGAGUGUACUAUGGAGCCUUACAGACCUGAGGCAACACCUUCACAAGAUCAGCCUAUUAAAAAUGUUCUCUAUCCUAUUCCUGACUUAAAAAUUACUCAGUGUUCAUCUGGUGAAGAGGAGGCUGACGACGAAGAAGGUGUCAUGCAAGAAAAUCAAAAAGUAGUAAAUGGUAUUGCUCAGUGUGAUGACAGAUCCGAGGGAGAUUUUGAAUUUAUAGAAUCAGUGGAGGCACAGUCAAUAGAAUCUGACCCUACAUCUGUUGUGUCUGAAGUUCCACUAUCAAAAUCACCAUUUGAACAUGUGUCCUUUGCUUCUUGGGAUUCACAAUCAUCUCCUUUGUCUCCACCAAGUACGUCUUUAGAUUUAUCACUUUCAUCAUGCGUUAUAGAUCAGACUGCAGAGCAAGAUUCCAUUCCACCAAAAACAUGUAGUACUGAAAGUCCAAAAACUCUUGAAUCUGUUUCUGCACAAGUUAUAAUUUCAACGGCAGACUUAAAACCAGCACCUCAGGUGCAAUCUGCCUCUUUAAGUGGCAUUUCUAAUGAAGAAUUUGUAUGCUUUUCCCAAGUUACUGCAUCUGCUCAACAAACCAAAAAUGUCUCAACAGCUCCAAGUAUACCUGGGAUGCCUAACACUACUAAACCACCACUAGCUUCAAAGCCAACACUAGUUGUGUCCACAGAAGAAUCUGCUGUUUCAGAAUCAUCAGUGACUAUACAAGCUUUUAAACCACCUGAUGUUUUAAUUUCUAAAACACCACUAAAGUCAGAACAAUUUUUCACCUCAGAACAUACCACAGAUACCAUUAUUGUUACAAUAGAUGACGGCGUAUCACAGCCCAAUACAGUUUUACAGAUGACACCAACAAAUAUUGUUGAUAAUUCUACUAUUCUGUCAACAUCUACAGUAACUUCAAUGUCCACACAUGAGCAAAUUACAUUUCCAGUCUCAAGUAAAGUAAUGAGUCCCACCACAGUAUUAGCUACAGUUCCUUUAAUUUCAGAUUCCACAAUUGCACCAGAUUUUGUGUCACAAGCCCCAAUUUCAUGUGUUACUUCAAUUCCUUUUGUGCCUAAGAUUAUGUUUCCUACACCAGAGUGUCCAAUUCAAGUACCAUCUUUAGAUCCCACUCCAAGAUAUACUGGAAGAGAACAAGCACCUGCCAUUGUCCCAGAAGCUCUUCCAUGUAUUGUUGAAAUACCAGAGAUAAUGUCUUCAACUUCAAAGUAUCUAAUUCAUGGUACUGAUAUGACGUCAACUCUAGCACAAACUCCAGCUUUAACCAGUACCUCAAGCAUAUAUGAAGGGCAUGUUUAUGCCCCAACUGCAGUAUCAACAUGCUGCUUAACAGACACUCUAACUACAGUCCAGAGCAUAUCUUUUGCACCAUGUCUUCCUUCCUCAUUGGUGGAACCGAGCUAUAUUUGUUCAGAGUCAACAAAACCAAGUACUCAUCACCCACAUGUUUUACCUAAUGUUCCUUUUGCAGAUAACACAGCUAUGACUCCAGCUAUUAAAAUUCCUAUUACUUGUGUAGAUGAAGACAAAUCACUUGUGGAAGCAACAGCAGCCCAUGAUCUCCCUGUUGCAGGUUCACAAACCUGCCAGUCAGUAGAGCAAGCUGACACAAAGCUUAUUCCAUCCAUAAAUUCAGCUGUAGCUUUUGUAAAUUUGUCUUCUCAACCAACUAAAUCAAAAGUUAUGGACUCAAAGAUAAAGACACAAAGUUUUCAACUUGUUGAAGAUGAGUCUCAGAUUGUGACUCCUGGUAUGCAGCCAGUACAAGGUACUAAUUUUGUUGUGCCAAGUGUUGAAAAUAUAAUUAUGAUAAAAGAACAAAAGCAUGAUAUCAUUACUAACACAAUGGAAACUUCUUUUCAACAAGUUAGAGGUCUGCCUGUUGUAAGUGUAUCGCCUGUUAUCAGUUCAGAUGUUUCUCCUCUUGUGGGACUAAAAGUUAGCUUGCCUAGUGACUUAGCUUUUGUGUCACCUCAACAUGAACCUCAUGCCACUAUCUCAAAAGAAAGAGCAGAUAAGCCAGUCAUUGAAUUUCCACCACCACCUGCAGCUUCACCACCAGCCCUACUACCUGAUAGUUUACCUAAUACAGCUUUUAACCAACAGUCAGUGGUACCCAGUACUAUUGAAUCUGUCAAAAAUAUAGCCAGCCAAGUACCUAGGGCAUCAGAAAAACAAAUUGCAACCACCAUACACAAGUCACCUCCCCCAGUCCCACCAAAGCCAUUUACCCUACCAGGUGGCCUAGUGUUCAGUCAUAAAUCCAUAGAAAGCGUAAAGCCAUCAGUGAUUUCCAAAUCUGCUGUUGGCCAUGCUGCAACUUUACCAAGAACAAGAGAACCUCCCAAGGCCCUUACACUGUCCUUGACUGCCCCCACCGACAUCAAACACAGUAUUUCAUCUCCAAAAUCUCCCUUAUCACCUCGAUUUGCUAAAACUCUUGAGACAUAUGUAGUUAUAACAUUGCCAUCAGAACCAGGAUCACCAGUGGAAGGUAUUACAACUCAGGCUCCAAUACAUAGACAGUCUCUACCAACUUCUAAGCAGCAGGGCCUUGCUAUUGACUCAACAGUGUUUACUCCACCUGUGGUAUGUGCGCCAAUUACCAUGAUUUCACAACAUAGAGUGGAUACUCUACCAACAUUAGUAUCUGCCCCAGUUUUGACAACACCAUUUAUUCCUGGACAAAGUGGGGAUUUUGCCACAGAUGUUACAAAUAAGAAAGCAAUAACUAGUGCAUCUACUGUGAUUUCAGCAAUAGAUGUAACAGAUGUAACAGAUGCUCCAGCAAGUGCAAUUCCAGUACCACACUCAGUAGCAACAAGUAUUGCCUUUGUUCCUGGAAUAGAGAUAGAAAUACAACCAAUGAAAAAGGAAAUGUAUGAGCAAAAAGCUAUUUACUCAGUACCACCUGUGUGCACAACAAUAUAUUCUUCACCAACAGUAGUUUCCAUACCCACUGUAACAUCAACAGUUGCAGCUAAAAUUCCAGACGUGACUAUAGAACCAAAAAUAAAUUCUGUGCUUACAGUGAUCUCAGCACCCGUAACAAGUACAGUUACAGUACCAUAUUCACUUACACCAAGCCCUGCUUUUUUGCCUCAAACAGAGACAGAUCCAGCAGUACCAAUCAAAAAUGUAAUUUUUGAGGAAAAAUCAGUUUACUCAGAUGUAGUGAUUCCUGUAACAUCACCAGAUACAUUGCAUACAGUAUCAGUUGUCUCUGAAAUUCCAGCAAUGACCAUAGAACAUAAAACAAAUAAGGUUUUGAGCUCAGUUGCAGAAGUAUGUGCCACUUAUCCUUCAGGCCCACAAGCCAAUUCUCAGUCAGUGGUACCUAAAUCACUACUAAUACAAGAAAUGCCUGUUGAGUUGACAUCAGCAGCUUUUACAGUAGGCAUUACCUCGGCAUCUUCACGAGAUCCUUCGGUUUCACAUGAUGUCAUGCAAGGACAUGAGAGGCAAAUGAUUCAUCCAGGUUAUCCUGCUCCAAUAACAACAACAAAAUUGCAAUUAACCACAGAUAAUCUGGGAGUACAUCUAUUGGAAACUAAAGAAGAGGCAAAAUCAACAAAUGGACAACUGUCUGACCAGAUUCAACAGCACCAAGUAUUUUUUGAAUCAGAACAAAUGGUACCAUCGAUGUCUGCAUUAACAUAUAUACCAACUGCACCAGUAACAUUUUCUCAGUUCAAAAAAUCAGUUGAGAAUCAAGAAAUAAGAGGCACCGAUAAAGUCUUGUCUAUGAGCCAACUGUUCUCUACAGUUUCAGCAAAUGAACAACACCAAUUUGCAUUACCUAAUCUUUUGGCACAAGUUGUCACAACGGAAGUCCAAAGAACUACUACAGUAUCAGUGGUUCAAGAAAGAAUACCUCUAGAACCUAUUUCAGAUCCUAACUGCAGACAAGCAGCACCUAAACCAAGUGGAAAAACACAUUGCAUUGAUGAUGUUAUAGAUCUCACAACAUUAAACAAGGGAAUGGAUCUAACAGCCCCUGAGGCAAAUCUGCAGUCUUUCUUAAACGAAUCAAGCAGUCGACAGAUUACUGCUGUACAGCCAGAAAUUGUAAACCUAAGUGCUGAGAUAAUUCCUGCUACAACACUUUCUGUUGUGACAAACAGUAUCACUGUUGUUACCUGCACCUCAGCAUUCACAUGCAACAAGAACAUAACAAUUGACACACACCCCGAUUUACAAAGUGUUACUUCUAUGUCUUCGCCGCUUAAAACGUACAAACCAUUUGAACCCCUGGCACAAAUAGUUUACAGACCAGUGAAUUCACAACCAAAACCAACUACCAAUACAGAGAUUCCUAUUAACCUAUCGUGUGGGCUUGCUGAAACCACAGCACCUUCACCUUUAUCAGUUACAAUGGCCCCAAUAAUCUGCACACCUUCCACCGUACCUAUUCAUUUUGGGCCUUCUGCAGGUGGAGCUAUUGAUCUUACAAUAUCAAAGCCAAAGCGAACUAUGUUGGCUAUUACUGCAUCUACUGGGGUGGUUACAAGUGUGGUUGAAGAAGAUGUGGCACCUGUAGAUCUGACAGCAGGGAGGCGAACAGUGUGCUGUGACAUCCUCUAUAGACUUCCAUUCACAGGAAGCUGCAGAACACAGCCUCCAGUGACCACAGCAGAUAAAAAGGCUGGCUUAAUUAAUUAUGAUCAACAUCAUGUCACAACCCUUGGACUUGAGGAUCUUAGUAAUACAAAAACUUUAGGGUUUGGCAUUAAUGGUGAACAAACUGAUUUGGCCACAAAAAAUGGACUUCUCAGCCAAUAUGAUGCACCAAAUGGGGCAAUCGAUUUGACAUCAGCAAAAAUGCAAAGAGAUGAAGCUGUGGACUAUUCAAAGAAAGGCACAGGACCAUUUUCUGAGAUAAGCACCACUCACUCUCCCCAAGGAAUAUCCUCAAGAAAUGAUAUUUUAAAAUCACCAAAGGGAGUUGUGUACUCAUCUGUGGCUACACCUAUUUCAUCCUCAUUUGCAAUUACCACUCAGCCAGGAUCAAUAUUUAGUACAACAUGCGACAAUCAUACCACCAAAACUGAGCCAUUAACACAGAACAAGGCUUCACCCUAUGACAUAAUGAAUUCCACUGAAUGCAACCGGUCAAUAUAUUCAGAAACUGACCCAUCCAAGGAUAUAUUGCCCUCUGCCAUCACUAACCUGAUUCCCUCAAUAUCAGCCUUCCCAGAACUAUACUCUGAUGCUACUCUUGAGGUCAUUGCAGCCUCUCUGGAUGCUCUUGUUUCUCCAAAUUUUCCUACCUUUGAUGACAGCAAGAGUCAACAAUACCAAGCUGAACAUGAGUUUUUGCAAUUAGAGAAACUGAAGCAGCUCUGCUUAGCUGAGGAGCUUGAAUGGGAAAGACAGGAGAUACAACGUUAUCGUGAGCAAGAACAGUUCAUUGUUCAGAAGGAAUUAGAGGAACUCCAGAGCAUAAAACAACAGCUCCUAAUGCAGCAAGAACAGGAGCGCAAGGCUCAUUUCAUUCUUCAACAGGAGACCUUUGCUCAGCAGCAAAUACAGCUUGAGCAAAUCCAACUGCUACAGCAGCAACUACAGCAACAGCUACAAGAACAGAAAAUAUAUCCAUAUGGUUUUGAUGGCAUAUCACAAACCACUAGUUCAGGUAUUAUCCUGGAUUCCCAGUACUGCAGAGGAGAUAAUGGGCAGUACUGGCCAGUGAAGGAUGACAACAUUUUAUCAAAAGUCACUGUCUCAUCAGCUAGCCAAGACUGGCACAGAACUCCAUCAGGUAAUUUGUUGUAUCAUAGUCUGAACAUACCUAAAUCUGAAGAUGAUCUUAAAAAAACAGAGGGAAAAAAACAGGAUUCAGAAAAGCUUCCUGAAAUAAACAAGCAAGUACCUGGGCAAAAUGUAGGGUUAAGUAGUAAGAAAAUAAGUAGUAAUUUUGUUCAUACAGAUGACGAGGAAGUUUUAGAAAGGACCUACCCUGGAAGAAGAAGGAGAGGUAGGAAAAGUGUGGAUAGCUGUGUGCAAACUGAUGAUGAGGAUCAGGAAGAAUGGGAUGUCCCUGUCAGAAGCAGACGAAGGUCUCGUUCAAGCAGAUAUACAGAUGGAGAAAGGCCUAAAGGCUCCAAAGUAUCCAGCAUUGCAAUCCAAACUGUGGCUGAAAUCUCAGUUCAGACAGAUCAUUCUGGCACUCUAAAGAGGUCCCCAGUCCGAGCUCAAGUUGAUACUACAUUUGACCUGCACAGAGGAGGAGAAAUAGAGAGUGACUCAGAUUUUACAUCAGACAAAGAUAAGAAACAUUCAACUCCUAUCGAAGUUGGUGUCAACACUCAUCUAAAAGCAGAUGGAAUUAGCAUUUCUUCAGUACCAAAAUCUCCAAAGGUAUUGUACUCCCCAGUUUCUCCUGUGUCUCCUGGAAAAGGAAAUCAGAAGAUGUUAACAGCUGAACCACCAAGACACCCAAGUAGCCCAAGAUCACUAAAGGCCUCACAACGAUCUCUGUCAGAUCCCAAGUCUCUGAGUCCCACAACUGAUGACAGAAUCAUGUACCAGUACUCAGAUGCCUGUUCGAGCAAAGGUUCACAAAGCAGUACUCCAGUGGGCACCCACAAAAAAAUAAAGCGUACCCUUCCUCAUCCACCACCAGAUGAAGACACUGUUGUUGGACACUUGGGAUACAGUACUGGCUCAUCCCGAAGAAGAAUGUGUAGAAAUACUACCAUGGCUAGAGCAAAGAUUCUCCAAGAUAUUGACAAAGAGUUGGAUUUGGUCGAGAGAGAGUCUUCUAAACUCCGCAAGAAGCAAGCAGAACUGGAUGAGGAAGAGAAAGAGAUAGAUGCCAAACUAAGAUAUCUUGAAAUGGGAAUUAAUAGAAGGAAGGAGGCUUUAUUAAAAGAAAGAGAGAAGAGGGAGAGGGCAUAUUUACAGGGUGUGGCAGAGGAGCGUGACUAUAUGUCUGAUAGUGAGGUUAGUAACAACAGAGAGACACGGAGUAAUGCUCACAGACUUGAACGACCAAGGACUGCACCUCAGUCAGAAUUUAACCAGUUUAUUCCACCACAGACCGAAGCUGAUUCUCAAUAUGCACAACUUGCAUAUUCGCAUUACCAGUAUGCCUCACAGAGUGAUUCCCCAAGUCACUAUUCCCAGCAAACUUUGUACCAACAACCAUCACUUUAUCAUCAACAGGUGUCUCCCUAUCAGACCCAAUCGAUGUAUUCUUCAGUGCCCACACUUAGCCAGCAAUCACAACAAGCUGGUUUUGACCAUGCCUCCCAGCUACUUCUAAUGCAACAGAAAACCCGUCAAACUACUUUGUCUGACUUGGAGCCAAAGAUAACCACUAAUUAUGAGGUUAUACGGAAUCAGCCUCUCCUAAUUGCCCCCACAUCUACAGAGAGUGCCUAUGGGGUCUCACAUCUUGCAAAUAAAUAUAAUAACCUUGACCUGAGAAUUGGGCUUGAGGAAAGAGGAAGUAUGGCCAGCAGCCCUAUGUCCAGCAUUUCAGCAGAGUCCUUCUAUACUGACAUUGACCAUCACAAUGUUAGAAACUAUGUCAUGAUUGAUGACAUAGGUGAGCUCACUAAGGGUUCUAGAGGAUUGGGCCAAAGCUUUAAUGUCCCUGAUAAGGAUAUCAGCAAAACUGAUCGGCUACUUUGUGUUGCUGAUGUUCGUCGAACAACAGAUGUGACUGACUUCAUUGGGCCACUACAGUCCUCUUCAAGGUUACAUUCAUAUGGUAAGCCAGAGGAGGACUCAAUGGAGGAGCCAUAUGAGUUAAAGCUGCUAAAACAGCAAAUCAAACAAGAGUUCCGGAGGGGAGCAGACAGUCUGGAACAACUCACAGGUCUUCCUCACUACCUACACACUGAGAGUUUUAGACAUUUUCCUAAAUCUGAAAAAUAUAGUAUUGGAAGACUUACACUUGAAAAGCAAGCUGCAAAACAGCUUUCAGCCUCAGUCCUUUACCAGAAACAGUUAAAGAACAAAAGAACACUAAUUGAUCCUAAAAUUACAAAGUUUUCCCCUAUACAAGAGAGCCGGGACCUAGAACCUGAUUACAGCAGUUAUUUAUCUUCCACUGGCUCAGCAAUGGGAGGGCUGUCCAGCAGGGCACGGCUGCUUCAGGAUGAGAUCACGUUUGGCCUGAGGAAGAACCUAGCUGAGCAGCAGAAAUAUCUGGGCUCCACGCUUAGUUCCAACCUGUCUCACUCACUGAAUCUUGGUCACGCUCUCAACCUUGGCCCAAACUUGAGGUCAUCUGUCCAAGAGGAUGGCACUUAUCCUAGUGGCACACAGUCAAGACCUUCUUCCAGGCCUUCCUCUGUAUAUGGACUUGACUUAUCCAUCAAAAGAGACCUUUCCAGCUCUUCAAUUAGGUUAAAAUCGGAGGGUGAAGGCAUAGAGUCCCAAUUUGGAAUAGCAAGGGUAAAACCAACAAGUUUACCUAUUAGCCAAAGCAGAGGCAGAAUUCCCAUUGUGGCACAGAACUCAGAAGAAGAAAGCCCACUGAGCCCAGUUGGGCAACCCAUGGGUAUGGCAAGGGCAUCUGCAGGUCCACUUCCACCGAUCUCUGCUGAUUCUCGGGACCAGUUUGGUUCCAGUCACUCCUUGCCAGAGGUACAACAACAUAUGAGAGAAGAAUCACGAACUCGUGGCUAUGAUAGGGAUAUAGCCAUCAUUAUGGAUGACCUACAGGGAGCUAUGUCAGACAGUGAAGCAGGUUGUCCUAGCUGGAAAGUAGAAGCCUACCACCUGCAGUAUGAAGAGACUGACUGGUUUGAUAAACCACGUGAGGGACACAGUGGAUCAAAGCCAGGACAAGAUAAAAGACAGGUGAAAGCUAUGCAUUAUAAUUUCCCCUACACUCGCAUUAAACUACAGAGAGACCCUAAGGACUACAGUGUUUCGGGGGGUGGUUUUGGCAUACGUGUAGUGGGAGGGAAAGAGAUUCCAGGUACUAAUGGAGAGAUUGGGGCGUACAUUGCUAACCUGGCACCCGCAGGCACUGCUGAACUGUCAGGAAAGGUCAUAGAAGGAAUGCAGGUCCUAGAGUGGAAUGGAAUACCUCUGAUGGGAAAAACCUAUGAAGAAGUGCAGAGCAUUGUGGGUCACCAGAGUGGGGAGGUAGAGAUAUGUUUGCGCCUAGAUCUGAAUAUGCGCUCAGACUCAGACAGUCCCAGGUAUCUAGAGCUACAGUCUCAGCUAAAAGUUGCUGAGCAUCAGCGUUCUCCAGGUGUAGAUCCUAAGCAGCUGGCUGCAGAGCUGCAAAAGGUCUCUCAGCAACAGGCUCCUUCCUCUGUACUGACUGUGCUGGAUAAAGCAGGACAUCUACACUCAGCGACAGCAUCCACUGCCUCCAGUGGAGUUCCCAGCCCUGGACAGCCAGGAUCACCCUCUGUCAGCAAGAAACGACACAACAAGUCAGGUGAUGGGGUAAAACUACAACCACAUCCCAUUACUGGUGAAAUACAGCUACAAAUCAAUUAUGACAAGAGUAUGGGUAACUUGAUCGUCCACAUUCUACAAGCCCGAAACCUUGCACCCAGAGACAACAAUGGAUAUUCAGACCCUUUUGUUAAGGUGUAUCUUCUGCCAGGAAGAGGACAAGUCAUGGUUGUCCAGAACGCAAGUGCUGAAAAUAAAAGAAGAACUAAAUAUGUGCAGAAGACCCAGAACCCUGAGUGGAACCAGACUGUCAUCUAUAAGAACAUUCACCUUGAGCAGCUGAAAAGAAAAACCCUUGAGGUGACAGUAUGGGACUAUGCCAAAUAUUCCUCCAAUGAUUUCUUAGGAGAGGUGCUUAUAGAUCUGUCCAACACCGCUCAGUUGGACAACAUGCCUCGCUGGCACCCUUUAAAGGAACAAAGUGAAAGCAUCCACCAUGGAAGGGGACAGCUACCACAUGGAGGAGGCGGAGGAUCCGGUGGCCAAGGAGGACAAGGAGGCCAUGGAGGUCAGGGAGGCCCUGGAGGAUCAGGUGGACCUGGGGGCACAGGAGGGCAACCAAGCAGCGAACAAUCACCCAAAACCUCUGUGAUCAAGAGCAGAAGUCAUGGCAUCUUCCCUGACCCUGCUAAAGAUACUCAGGCCCCCACUAUUGAGAAAUCCCAUAGUAGCCCAGGCAGCUCAAAAUCCUCAUCUGAGAGUCAUCUGCGUUCACAUGGCCCCUCUCGCAGUCAGAGCAAGAGCAGCGUUACUCAGGCUCACCUCGAGGAUGCUGGGAACGCCAUCGCUGCUGCCGAGGCCGCAGUGCAGCAAGCCCGCCUCCAGCCAAACAGAUCAGGACACAUGCAAAAUGAUGGAGAUGGGUACACCCUGGACAGCGAGGAUGGCACAGGCACUAAUACAGUGGACAGUGCUAUCUUUCAGGUGCCUCAGCUGAAGACGAUUCCUAAUGGUUUGGAUUUGAGAGGCUCAGACUCUCUGAAGAAUCUGCAUGACUCUGACAGUAAGAACAAUAUGAUUGGAGAGAUUAAGGUGGCACUGAAGAAAGAGAUGAAGACCGAAGGAGAACAGCUGGUUCUUGAAAUUCUGCAGUGCAGGAAUAUUACUUACAAGUUCAAAUCUCCAGAUCAUCUGCCUGAUUUGUAUGUGAAGCUCUAUGUGGUUAACGUGGCCACACAGAAGCGCAUCAUAAAGAAAAAGACGAGAGUGUGCCGCCAUGACAGAGAGCCUUCCUUCAAUGAGACGUUUCGCUUCAGUCUCAACCCGGCCGGUCACUCCAUUCAGCUGUUCCUGGUGUCUAAUGGAGGGAAGUUUGUGAAGAAGACACUGAUUGGUGAAGCUUACAUCUGGUUGGACAAAGUGGACAUGCGGAAGAGAGCGGUGAGCUGGCACAAAUUAGUAGCCAGUUCUCCUCAUACGCAGCCCUGAUUCAUACCGUCCAGUGCAGAAAUAAAUGACCAUGAUGGAAAAAAAGGAAGAUAGUGGAAGAUUUCAGUAAUAACUAAUGUCAUGAUCAAACCUUAUUUACAACUGCAUACUAAACGUUACUGAAAUCCAGACCCUCAGUCAAAUGAGUUUGAAAACUCAUUGAAAUCUCAGCUGUUGCAAUUAAUGUACAGAACAUUUAUACAUGAAUGCAUAAGGUCAAAGUAAGCAAAAAAAUAUUUAAAGAGAAAUCAGUAGCAACAUUUCUGAUCUUAUCAGAAAAUAUAACCACCUCCUUCCCUCGCAGUCCACUGUAUAGUUUAUAUGAUUAAAUUGAUCAUAUCAGAUUAUGUUAUGUACAUAAUGAAAAAAUGUAUGAAACUUUAUCAUAUCUUUAUUAAGCACACAUUCUUCACGAUACUCUGUCAAUACUGUCAUAUUCAGUGUCACAUCAACAUUUUGGGAAACUUUUCAUCUGAUUUUUUUUAUGCAGUAUUUCAUUUUGUCUGUGGAAAAAUGUGCUGUCAGAGGUGGUAUGAUUUCAUUCCUUCAAAAGGCUACAGUAGUGAGAAAAGAAGCACUGCUAGUUUUAUUUCAUAUUUCGAUCACCUCUGUUGAACAUGAACUAUGUUCUUCAAAGAGUCUUGAGUGCUCUGAAAAGUCGUAGCGACAACAAAAUUGAAUCAAAUACAGAGAAUGAUUGUACGUGUGCGUAUUUUUUGAAAGCAUCAAAAUAAUUGUCAUGUAACUGUUCUGAUGUCAACAGUGAUUCCUGUUUUGUGAUAAUGUUCUGUGUUUAAACAAAUAUGCAAUGAAAAAAGGGACGAAAAAAAAAAUCUGAAUUGGUUCAGCUGAAAUCGGGUCACUGUUUCUGUUUAUUUCAAAUGGUGCAAGGUGUCUGUAUAAACGAGUGUCACUGUGCUACAGUUUAAUGCUGUUACAUUUUUUUUUUAUUUGGCUUUAAAAAUGAAUAAUUGUUGCUGCUCAUUUCAUUUUUAGUAGCAGAGAAUCAAACAUAUUCACUGCCUGCACCAUAUCAGUGUAAAAGGUGUGUAAACAGUACAUUUGCCUGUGCUCAAACACCAGACAGUGUGGCCAUGGGUUAAAGUUCUAAAAAUGAAGAAUCAUUACAUAAACACACAGAUCUUCAUAAAUCAACAGCAGUCAGUGUUUCCAUAUCGGUGUCAGUGGAUUUUUUUUUUUUAUACAUGCGUAAAAAGGAUCUUUACCGAUUCUUUAACGAUGAUAUUCAGAGCAUUUUGUAAGGACAGUGUACAGAUAAGAAAGAAGAAAUGUUCAUGUGGUGACUGGGUUGCUGUCACAGUGAAGUAAUCUACGUGCCAACCUAAUGUCCAAACCAAAUCCACUGCUUCAGUUUGGGUAUUUCUAUGCAACAUGAAUUAUGCCUGGAUGCAUUUCUUCAGAAUUUGAAUAUAAAUAUAUAUAUAUAUGAAAAUCUUUUAAACAUAAUUUUACUUUUCAUUUUACUUCUGAUGAAGGUAUAUAAAUAUAUAUGUAAAAAAAAAAAAAAACUUUUAAAAGUAAACAUUUUAAAAAUAUGCACUUUAGUUAAAUUCCUGUUCCAGUGUGUUGGAUUUUCAUUAUGACUAUGAAAGUUAUGACUAUUGCUACAUGGAAUACAGUGACCCAUGAAUUGUCCUGGAAUAAAAAGUCAUUGCUUAAUCUAAAAUCUAAACUAAAAAAAAAAAAAGAAUUAGCCUUGUUGGCGCUCUUCAGAAUAUGAGAGCCCAAGUUUAUUCAAUCUCAUCGAAUCAAAUGAAUAUUAUUGUUUUUUACGUCUAUAGCAUUCCACCUCGAACAGUGCUGUGUAUCUGGAUUUCAAUCAAAAGCUGUGUCCCCUUUAAAUAAUGACUGAAAAAUGGCUGUUGUCUCCUCUCUGUUGUGUCAGUGUAAUGUCCGCCUGGUUUGUUAUGCUGUAUUCCUGGGAAUUAACACAACGAGUCUGAUGUGUUCAGUUGCAGUAAAUGGUGUGAAUGUGAUUUGAUUAUUUUUGAUUAUGUAAAUACAUAAGAUAUUUUCUAUAAGAAAAGGUUUGAAUAUUUAUUUGGUUUGACACUGAGCAUGUGCGUGUGAACUCAAGGUCAAAGUCCUGUCUGUACAUAUGUAUUUGUCUAAAUAUGUAAGCAAGUGAAUCCAUGUGAUUAUCUGGAUGAUGUCAAUCAACCCACAUCAAUCUCUCUAAUGAACUCUGUGAAAUCUCACGCAAUCAAGAUAAUGAGGUGAAAAAAAAGUGCACACAAUUAUCAAUGGAAUUUCUAUGGUUUUACAUGGAUGUUGCAUGUUCUGCUAGGUGUCUGUUGAUAUUUUUGCCUACAGAUUCUGUUUAAAAAAGGAAAAACGAGUACCUUUAUCUGAAACAUGUAUGCUGACUGUAAAAUGCUUGUAAAAUGAGUCUUGUUUUUUUCCACUUGUAAAAAAGAGAAAUUUAAUGUCAUGGUUUUAUGGUUGUCCAUAGGAUGUCAUGAAAUUAUGCAAAUU